GGGACGGGCCGCUUUCUCCCCCUUGUGUGCAGGAUCAUCUGAUCUUCGCCAUGUCGGACCUGGAGAAAGCCAUGCUGGCCAUCAUCGAGACGUUCCACCAGUAUUCCGGGAAGGAGGGGGACAAGCACAAGCUGAAGAAGUCGGAGCUGAAAGAGCUCAUCAAUAAUGAACUCUCUCACUUCUUAGGGGAGAUCAAGGAGCAGGAGACGGUGGACAAAGUCAUGGAGACCCUGGACGUGGACGGGGACGCCGAAUGCGACUUCCAGGAAUUCGUGGCUUUUGUGGCCGUGAUCACCUCUGCGUGCCACGAGUUUUUCGAGCACGAGUGAAACCCUAAGAAGUUCCACCGUCACGGAGGUCGAGCAAGACCCCGCUGACGUUUUAAGCAAAGCAGCAAAGCAGAGCUUGGGGUCUGGUAGGACCCCAGCCGGCCAGCCCCCUAGGUAGCUUACUUAGUAGGAAAUUUGAUGCGCUUUGUGACUAGAAACAGGAGAGCUUCUGCCAGGACCAAGAGUCGCCUUCACUCUUCUCAAAGCAUUUCUUUGUAAUCCCUGCCUAGAGGACCCAGGCUCUGCCAGAUCCCUGCCCAAUUGCCAACUAGAACCCACAGAAAGAUCUCCCCUCCUUUUGUGAGUGCCAAGAAAAGGCAAGACGCUUGAGCCUCCCCGGGGUGCGGGGGGACAGGCUGAGCCAGUGGGGUGUUCCUGAAGGCCACCAAGGUCCCUUGGGGUUGCCAUGGCUCCCUCUGAGCCGCCAUCUUUAUCUUAUUUUAAAAUAUAGAUUAUUGCUUGGGGGCGGCCAAUGGUUCACCUCCCCACCGCCCUCAUUGCUUUAGUCAGGAAGGGAAAGCAGAGAAUCUGGGCACGUGAGUCCGCAGGGACGUCCCAGGGGGAAGUGAGCUCCCGGGGGCCGGGCCGGACCCAACUUAGUCGCUUCUGCCCAGAGCCCGGGAUCUUGCACACAGGAAGUGCUUAAUCAAUGCUUGUUGCAUGUUCAAUGACAUGAGUGGGUCAGAGUGGAUUUUUCCAUAACAAGAAAUUCGUAAUCAACUGAAAAAUAGAAAGUAUAACAAAUAGAACCAAAGCAGAUCCAACACAAACAUGCCUUAGAAACUCCCACAGUGCUGGAGGUAUGCACUUGAAUCUGUCAUAAGAAUCCCCAGUCCUAUAUUCAUUCACUCACUCAUUCAUUCAUUCACUCACUCGUUCAUUCACCCCCUUACUCAUUCAUUCUACUACCAUUCCUUUCGGGUGAGUCACUCGAGGGCCAUCUCAGCGGUUUUUGGUGGUGAGAGCAGCUGGGCCGAGGCGGGGAGGUGGCGACGUAUUAUGUGGAACGUGCCCCGCAGGGGUCAGAGUGCGCCCCCCCCCCCACCGUCCUGUGUGACUGGGUGAGCUUCCCUGGGCUGUAGAAGGAAGUGACCCCUGUUGGCCCCCGCUCCAAGCUUCCAUAAACAUCGGGUCGUGAACAAAAAACAUCCAAUGGAAGAAACCCCAGUUUGCUACGAUUUCCCUCCCCAUCGAAGCCUGAACCUCCAUGGCUCCCCGAGGCGGCGGGACUAAGGCAGAGUUGGGGCAGACACCUGCCAGAUGCUGGAACUCUUCACGCUUCAGUAGUUUCCCACCUGGCAGGAGGAUGUGCUGUUUCUCCUCAGAAAGUAGCUUUCAGUCCCAGCUGGGGCAGCCGCUCCUUCAGCCUUGGGGACUCGCCCUCUGUGGGCUCAGCCAUGUGGCUGAGUAAGUCGAGGCGAGGCGAGAGAGACUCUCCUUUGGUCCCUGCACCCCGCCCACCCCAGGGGAUCCUGGCCACGGUCGGUGCCUCAUCCUGCAACUUGCUUCCAGUGGGGCCGUUUUGCAGUCCCAGCCACAAGGAAGGAGUGAUGGGAAAAUGGACACAGGCGCGUUCUCAGUUGUUUGGGGUUUUGUAAAGGGGGAGCGCCUUGGGAAGGCUGGGGGGGGGGCUGACGAUGGAUGCUAUGCUCUUGCCUCAUAAAGAUGCCAUUCCUCCA
Messenger RNA from Sarcophilus harrisii (Tasmanian devil), 2008 nucleotides. RefSeq names its product S100 calcium binding protein B (gene S100B). The record is from RefSeq and is a predicted model, not a curated record. Gene Ontology annotation, cellular component: cytoplasm; nucleus. The transcript is spliced from 2 exons. The coding region runs from base 51 to 329 and encodes 92 amino acids. Gene Ontology annotation, biological process: positive regulation of canonical NF-kappaB signal transduction; positive regulation of cell population proliferation. NCBI's taxonomy places the organism in Eukaryota, Metazoa, Chordata, Mammalia, Dasyuromorphia, Dasyuridae. Gene Ontology annotation, molecular function: RAGE receptor binding; zinc ion binding; calcium ion binding.